Molecule: messenger RNA, 902 nt
Organism: Panicum hallii
Lineage: Eukaryota; Viridiplantae; Streptophyta; Magnoliopsida; Poales; Poaceae
Product: photosystem II D1 precursor processing protein PSB27-H2, chloroplastic
Exons: 3
Coding region: 207-824 (205 amino acids)
Biological process (GO): photosystem II repair; photosystem II assembly
Cellular component (GO): chloroplast thylakoid lumen; photosystem II
Source: RefSeq, a predicted model, not a curated record
AUGGUAUGAAGAAGCCUUGAUGAGUGCUGGAGAUAAGGUUCUGGAUCGUCAGAAGAGGCUCGAGGUGAACCAAGAACAAGGUACACCGAUCGAAGCUACGCUCUCUACCCGCGAGUCGCGUUAAUCAGCUCAUGCCAUCAAUCCAUCUCCACUAAGCGCGGCAUCUGUUGCUGCUGCACUGCCAGUGGUCGUAGCUAGGAUCAGCAAUGCUUUCCCCUCCGCCGCCUCCGAUGCCCACGCUGAGCAAGUGCUGCCGCUCGUCGCCGGCGCCGAAGCUGCAGCGAGCUGCGGAGACCGGGAAGAAGCCUACCUGCACCGGAGCAGCGAGGCUGCCGAUCACAAGGAGAGCCCACGCCGCCUCCCUCCUCCUCGGCCUCGCGGGAAUGGCGGUGGCGGCGCCGGCGCCGGCGCCGGUCAGGGCGGACGAUGAGAGCAACGGCGGCGAGGAGGGCGUCCUCAGCGCCAUCAAAUCCAUCUUCGACCCGAACGAGAAGACCAAGGCCGGGAAGGUGCUCCCCAAGGCGUACCUCAAGGCCGCCAGGGACGUGGUGCGCACGCUCCGGGAGUCGCUGGAGGAGGACGACGGCGGCGACAUGGCCAAGUUCCGGCGGAACGCCGACGCCGCCAAGGAGUCCAUCCGGGAGUUCCUGGGCGGGUGGAGAGGCCAGCAGACCGUCGCCGCCGAGGAGUCGUACGUUGCGUUGGAGAAGGCGAUCAGAUCACUGGCGGAGUUCUACUCCAAAGCAGGGCCCUCCGCUCCGCUCCCACAGGAUGUCAAGAACAAGAUCCUCGAUGACCUCAGUACAGCGGACGCCUACCUGUAGAUUUUGCUUUCCACAACAUUGUUCGUGCACAUCUCAACGAUGAGGAAGAAAUGAUUCUGCUCCACUAUUUCUUUUUUA